Triticum aestivum (bread wheat) is the source of this 974-nucleotide messenger RNA. Its product is annotated as KIN17-like protein. The transcript has 2 exons. Gene Ontology annotation, biological process: DNA replication; DNA damage response. The record is from RefSeq and is a predicted model, not a curated record. The coding region runs from base 33 to 974 and encodes 313 amino acids. Gene Ontology annotation, molecular function: double-stranded DNA binding. Lineage: Eukaryota; Viridiplantae; Streptophyta; Magnoliopsida; Poales; Poaceae. Gene Ontology annotation, cellular component: nucleus.
CAUCCAACGGCCAUGUUACAUGGUGACACGCCAUGUGCAAAUCACUAUCGCAAUCCCUUCCCAUGUCGUAUACGUGUCCGAGUAGCAUACGUGCCGGCGACCUUCUCAAAAGCGAAGACGAACGCCUCCCCUUCGCACGACGUAUCCGGCGGCGCAGCGCAGGCGCGAUGGGGAAGAGCGAGCUGAAGGCCAUGGCGAACCGGGCGAAGGCCAAGGGGCUGCAGAAGCUGCGGUGGUACUGCCAGAUGUGCGAGAAGCAGUGCCGCGACGAGAACGGCUUCAGGUGCCACUGCUCGUCGGAGUCGCACCGGCGGCAGAUGGCCGUGUUCGGCCAGGCCCCCGGCCGCGCCGUCGAGCGCUUCUCCGGCGAGUUCCUCGAGGCGUUCCUCGCGCUGCUCCGCCACGGCCACCGCGGCUCCCGCGUCGCCGCCACCGUCGUCUACAGCGAGCUCGUCGCCGACCGCCGCCACGUGCACAUGAACUCCACGCGCUGGGCCACGCUCACGGAGUUCGUCGAGCUCCUCGGGCGCCAGGGCCUCGCCAGGGUCGAGCACACGCCCAAGGGCUGGCCGGGCUCAAGCGCAAGAGGGGCCAAGGACCGAAGCAACCGGAAGGACCACUGGCUGAGCCCUGGCAUCGUGGUCAAGGUGAUGAGCAAAUCACUGGCCGAGAAGGGGCACCAUUACUACAAGCACAAGGGGCUGGUGAGGAGGGUGAUAGGCAGGUACGUCGGCGAGAUCGAGAUGCUGGAGAGCAAGCAUGUCGCCAGGGUCGACCAAGAUGAGCUCGAGACCGUCAUCCCGCAGAUCGGCGGGCUGGUACGGGUUGUCAAUGGCGCUUACCGGGGGUCGAACGCGAGGCUGCUCUCGGUGGACAUGGAGAGGUUCUCUGCCAGACUGCGGGUUGAGAAGGGCUUCUAUGAGGGGAGAGUUCUCGAGGCGGUCGAGUAUGAGGACAUCUGCAAGGUUGCUUAA